Molecule: messenger RNA, 1927 nt
Organism: Sorghum bicolor (sorghum)
Lineage: Eukaryota; Viridiplantae; Streptophyta; Magnoliopsida; Poales; Poaceae
Exons: 4
Coding region: 542-1339 (265 amino acids)
Biological process (GO): plastid transcription
Cellular component (GO): plastid-encoded plastid RNA polymerase complex
Source: RefSeq, a predicted model, not a curated record
CCGGAUCAGCACGAACAUCAGCAGCCGGCGGCUCUUGACGACGAGCGUCCGGCGCUGUUCGAGGCGCUCCGGGCCAAGGAGGGGGUGGUGCUGGCGAGCGAGGGGGAGGAGGACGGGUACGGCGGCGCGGCGGGCCGGGAGGCUGCGGUCGGCUGGGCGUCACGCGCGGUGGCGCAGCUGGGCUUCUCCGCGCUCGCCGCCGCCUACUCGACCGCUGCUUCCUUCACGGGGGCGCGCUCCGGCUCGGCGACCAACGCUGGAUGGCGCGCCUCGCCGCCAUCGCCUGCGUCGCGCUCGCCGCUAAGGUCGAGGAGACGCGCGUGCCGCUGCUCCCGGACCUCCAGCUCUGCGCCGCCGCCACACGGACGGGAGGCAGGAGUGGGUCGAACCACUCGACCCUAAGGUUUGAGGGUAUCUAAUUCGCAGAUCCAAAGCAGUUUAGUGGGUUGAAUAUGGAGCCCAAUAGAAUCUCUUUUUUGGUCCGGUUUGCUGAACCGGUGGGUCGAACCGCACCACCCCCAUCUUGAGCGCGACCCCUUCGAUGCUGGUAGUUUUUUGUUUUUUUUUUCUCAGGGUCCUUUUCGUCCGGCCCAUGGUCCCAGCACGACACCGCCGUGGGCCAACCCAAGGGAAACUCUCGCGGUCUGAUCACUUUAGGCCCAAUGGACCCGUGCCGUCUGCCAGCAGCCCAGCACCAGCAGCCAACGCCAAAACCGCUCGGGAACCAGAUGAGGUGUGGGAGUGGGACCGUGAGAGGCUCGGCUACCUCUCCUGCAAAAUGGCUAUGGCAAUGGCUUCCUUCGUCGCCGCUCCGCACCACCACGGCAGCCACCUGGCCGCCGGCUUCCCCUUCUCCGCGCGAGCAGGAAGGAGCGUCGGCCGCAGCGGCGCCACCAUCUCCAUGAGAGCCCAGAAGAAGAAGAGCAAUAGUGACUCCGGGAGCAGUAGCGGAGGUGGGGACGGGCGGGCCAGCAGCGGGCGGCGAGUGUGGCGUCGUCGGAAACUGACCAAAGAAGAUGACAUGUUGCGUUACAAGUUGGAUCGUAUCCCUUUCUUAGAAGAGAAGGUGAGAAAAGUAAGGGAGAAUGGGAAGAUCAUAUGCCUGGACAUUAAUCAGCUGAUGUUAUCUCAAGAGAAUAGAUUUGCGUUCACCAUGGAGGUGGCUGAAGAAGCUAAUGCCUAUCUUGAGAAGAACAGGCAUGAAUAUGGGUUGAAGAAGCCUAUACUGCAUGUUCUCAGUGACCGCAUGAAUGAAGCUGGGUUUUCUCGGCCUGAGGGUUACCUUUAUCCUUAUCCUAUCAAGCCUGGUCCUUAUUUCAUUAAAGAGGAAGGAAACUGAGUAAAAUCACGUGCUACUUGGAUCAUAAAGCUCAAGCUGGGAGCCUCUUUUCAGAAGGAAGCGGUCCUGGAGGGCUUAGUCGUGUUGUAUACACUAUACACUCUUCAGUUGGGAGGGAUCAAGAAUUCUCUGAAAUAUAUUGCGUAAUCAAUCGGAAAGCUUGAAAUCAAGGUGCUAGAUGUAGAAGUGUUGCAAUAGCAUCUUAGUAUUAAUACAAAGCGAAGACAACGAAGCAUUUCUGUCUAGGCGGUUGUAUUUGUUGCUUCAGUGCUAACAGGAGACCAUAUUGCUUAAGCAUGCAUUAAAAUGAAGAUCUGCAGUGAGGACUAUAUGAAAGCUGGACCAGUAGCCAUUCCGUAUCAGGAUUUUUUGAUAAACCUUACGGACCAUUUUGUCUUUGUUAUUGAUCCCAUUUGGUAGGAAUCUACGCAGUGAAGGUUUGCUUCUCCUUUAUGAAACAAGCAUAUCCCAGACUCAACUUUUGAUAUGCCCGACCAAAUAACGGGUGCACUCCUGUUCUGUCACGGAAAAGUUUGUAAGCAUCCUUGCAUGAUUCUAUUCGGGCGUGGAGGCAGUGGGGUUGGAAUU